CAGUUCAAUUUAGUUAUCAACGAUUGCUUUAAUACAUCAAUACAUCGGUUGUAAAAGAGUCUCGGCUAGAGUGUCUUGGAAACUUUUGCAUUCAGUUUUUUAAUAUUUUCUCUAAAUACAUUAACAAAUAUGUCCGGCUUUAAAUACUUAUUUUGUGGAGGUUUGUGUCUUAUUAUUAUUGGCCUGCAGCUGGUACUGGGCCAAAUAGUUGGUUUUCCCGAAAAUGGGGAUGGAGAUAAACUAAAAGCCAAUUUAAACGGUCGUACACCUCUUUAUAUUCCCUCGAGAUGUAAAUCGCACGAAUUGCUUUACCCUGGAGAUCAAAAAGAUGAUUGGGUCUGUGAUUGUGCUCCAGCUGCUCUCUAUUAUCCCGAAAGUGAUGCCUGUUUCCCAGCCUUUCGGCAAGGUCCAUGUCAACCUAAUGAGAUAUUAGUGCUUGGUAAUAAUGCCAUUAUUCCUGAAUGCAUACCAAAUGCAUGCAAAGUUGACGGACAAAUCCAAAUACAAAAGGUAUGCUACGAAUUGGGAAAAGCGGGGCCAUGUCCAGAUGCCCAUCUUAAUUAUGUACUUGGCGUAGAUCCAAAAACGAUGCACAUUGACUGUGUCAUACCAUUCAUGUCGUUGGCAAGCAGAUUCGGUAUGGAAACCCCUUCUCCAUAUGAUUUAUCUAAAGCAGAAAUAUGUGCACGUGGUUCCAAGAGAUCAGUACAAGGCUCAUGUCCAAAUUGAAAACAAAAUAAACGAAAUUUAUUUCACCUAUAUUGACAGUAAAAAUUAACAAAUACAAUUUUAUAAACAAAAUGAUAAGAAAACAACGUUUAAUAAAUAUUCAAUAAAAUUUUAUGACUCUUUAUCUUUAA
Musca domestica (house fly) is the source of this 860-nucleotide messenger RNA. RefSeq lists its product as uncharacterized. Lineage: Eukaryota; Metazoa; Arthropoda; Insecta; Diptera; Muscidae. The transcript is spliced from 3 exons. The record is from RefSeq and is a predicted model, not a curated record. The coding region runs from base 130 to 729 and encodes 199 amino acids.